Fusarium oxysporum Fo47 is the source of this 1146-nucleotide messenger RNA. Its product is annotated as nucleoside phosphorylase domain-containing protein. The transcript has a single exon. Gene Ontology annotation, biological process: nucleoside metabolic process. The coding region runs from base 1 to 1146 and encodes 381 amino acids. NCBI's taxonomy places the organism in Eukaryota, Fungi, Ascomycota, Sordariomycetes, Hypocreales, Nectriaceae. Gene Ontology annotation, molecular function: catalytic activity. The record is from RefSeq and is a predicted model, not a curated record.
AUGAGCAGCCACCAGCGACCUGCCGGCCGAGAGGACUUUGCAGUCGCCCUCGUUUGCGCCUUGCCCCUUGAGUUCGAUGCUGUCUGCAUGGUAGUUGAUGAGUUCUGGGAUGAGGAUGGUGAUCAAUUCGGCAAAACUGGUGGGGAUCGGAACAUGUAUGUCACUGGGCGUAUCGAUAAGCAUUAUGUCGUGAUAGUAUUGCUAGGCAAGGGAAAGGUAAACUCCGCAACCGCUGCUUCAGACCUACGCACAAGCUACCCAAAUAUUUGCCUCACAAUACUAGUUGGAGUUUGCGGUGCCGUUCCUUCCACAGAUGAAAAUGGUAUUCGUCUGGGCGACGUGGUUAUCAGCGACUCCAUCAUUCAAUAUGACUUUGGCCACCAGACAGAUCAGGAGUUUGUCCGCAAGAAGACCUCUCAUGGUGAUCUGGUACCCAAAGAAAUUCUCAAUCUCCUGGAAAGCCUCCAAACAUUCUUGGGAAAGAGACGUCUCAUGAAAGGUUCUGCGACGUCUAUUGAGGAACUGAAAGAGACUGCUGCUCGACUAGGCCAGCAUGGAAGAUAUGACAGGCCAGAAAAAAGAAUUAUUAGCGCUUCUGGAUCAAUGUCGCAACCAGUGGCCCUGAGAGGACAGAAAGCCGAUCAAACCAUCGACAUACAAGCACCUACUAUCCACUUUGGACCCAUGGCUUCAGGCGAUACGGUCAUGAUCUCUGCUGAACACCGUGAUCGUAUCGCCGCUGCUGAGGAUAUAAUUGCAUUCGAGAUGGAAGGUGCAGGAAUAUGGCAAGAGUUUCCAUGCAUCAUUGUCAAAGGGGUAUCCGACUUUGCUGAUUGUGAGAAGACCAAGGAGUGGCAAGACUAUGCUGCUGCAAUGGCCGCUGCAACAUCGAAAGCUAUCUUGAAGCGGUACAUUCACACCGACAGAAAGCUUACUCCUCCCCCAGGCCAUUCCCUCUUAGCGAGACAACAUGGAUCAAACUAUGGUGGGACGAUUGAGACGGUGCAUGAUGUAAUUCAGGGCAAUCGAAUGCGCGUUUCAUCUACCCAGCCACCUCGAGCUUACGAGCAGGAAGGGUCGUCAUUCAAGGCGAAUAUUCAGUCUGGCGCUGGUGUGCAACAAGGAAACGUAAUGGAAUUUUUCUGA